Rodentolepis nana is the source of this 897-nucleotide messenger RNA. The record is from the annotation of a GenBank genome assembly. NCBI's taxonomy places the organism in Eukaryota, Metazoa, Platyhelminthes, Cestoda, Cyclophyllidea, Hymenolepididae.
AGGUACAUCAGCAUCUCGCUUGACUUGGAUCCCAGCAAUGCUUACUGCCAUAUUCUCAAGGGCCGAUGGUGUUAUGAAGUGUACAAUCUAUCUUGGGUUGAACGUCAAAUCGCAACGCGUUUAUUUGCAACGCCACCUUCGGCCACUCUAGAAGAAGCUAAGUCUGAGUUUCUCGAGGCUGAGCGCUUGGCUCAAAAUCAAUGGGCGGUCAACGCAAUCUUCCUCGCUCGCUGCUAUUAUGCUGAAUCAAAUUACGAAUCUGCCGUACAGUGGCUAAAUUCAGCCAAUAGAAUCCUCAAUCAAGCGAUAAUUUCCACUGAUGACGAUAAUAGUCAAGAGGUUGAUGAGAAUAACUCAUCGAGCGUGGAGCAUGUUGUCCCAGAAACCGUUCUCAGACGAAGCACCUCUAUCGAGGUUUUCUGCCAAGAUCAAAAUAACUCAUCUCCUCAAAUCUCACCAAAUCGUAGAAUUCAUUCCGCAAAUCCAGUGUUAAAUACUGUAUCUCCCCUUGAAUCAAUAGAUCCGUCAUUUCUCGAAUUUUUACCUGGUUCUCAUAAAUCAUUUGAACCAAAUCAACCAGAGUCUUCACAUGAAUCACUUAAAUCGAAUCAACAAGCCUCUGUUCCAUUUCAGAGUGGUAACAGCGGGGCCUAUGAAUUCAGACUCUUAAAAAAUAUCCACGUCAAUCAGCAUUUCUCGUUCUUAUUAAAGUUAGAUCAUCGUAACGAUCCUCCAUCAAUCUCCAGAGUUCCUGAAUCAGUGCCACACCUUCUCCACUUAGCAAAAAUUCCUGACACUUCAAAUAACCAUCUAAUGGAAGGCGACAUUUCUCCACCGAAACUUUUAAGAACUGAAUUACCCACAAAUGUUGAAGAACCAAGUGCUCAAAAGGUUUGA